AGGAGGCUUGAGACAGAAAAAAAAAGGACAUUAUUCGUGAAUAAAGUAGAAGAAAACAAAAUUGUGGUCUUUUAUGUCGACGGCCAUUGAACUAAUCAAUGAAUGAAUGGAAAUUUCAAUGUUUAUCAAUUGGGUCAAACAACAAAUUAUCACCUACCAUCAAAUAAUAUAUAUAAAUAUAUAGCUGAUAUUUAUUUAUGUUUACAAAAUUGAAAUAAUAAUGGGAGAAGAAGUAAAGCUGCUGGGAUUUUGGGCAAGCCCAUAUAGUCAAAGAGUGAUAUGGGCACUGAAACUGAAGGGAGUUGAGUAUGAAUACAUAGAAGAAGAUAUUUCAAACAAGAGUGAAUUGCUUCUUCAAUACAAUCCAGUUCACAAGAAGAUCCCUGUGCUUGUUCAUGGUGGCAAACCCAUUUGUGAAUCUCUGGUUAUUCUUGAGUACAUCGAAGAAACUUGGCCUCAAACUCCUCUCUUGCCUAAGGACCCUUAUGAAAGAGCUUUGGCACGAUUUUGGAUGCAAUUUGCUGUUGAAAAGGCUCCAGCUUUUGGUUCAUUCUUUACAAGCACCGGUGGUGGAGAGAAGGGAGAAAAGGCAGCAAAAGAAGUAGUAGAAGUGUUUAAAAUCUUGGAAGAACAAUUAAGCCUUGGAAAUACCAAGUUCUUUGGGGGAGAGACUAUAAACAUGGUGGACAUAUCACAUGGAUGGUUACCUCAUUGGUUUGAAUGUAUAGAACAACUUGUAGGACUCAAACUCUUAGACCCCAAAACAUUGCCUCGGCUCCAUACUUGGGCUCAAGAUUUCAAGCAACUUCCCAUCAUCAAGGAGAGCCUUCCUGAUUACGACAGACUCUUAAUCCAUAUGAAAUCAGUUAGGGAGAAGAUGAUGAUUUCAACCAAGUGAAUGAAAAUGUCACAAGUUCAUAUUUCAGUCAGCUUUGAUCGUUGUGUUGUUGUGCAUGUUGUUUUGUUUAAAUGGGAAGAUUAGAUAGAUAAUACGAAUUCCAUUCCACGAGAGUAAACAAGGGUGGAAAUAGUUCCUGUUUAGUUUGCUUGGUGGUAUGUCGACAUGUCGUUGCCUAUGGAUAUUAUAUUGUUUCAAGUUUUCUUGUUGAUGUAUUUAGUUCCAUUUCAACGUAAAUGGAAACUAGAUUUUAUUUAAUUGGUCAAUAAAGAUGAGUGAAGAGUUCGCUCUUCAUUUGAAUAUUAUAAA
Molecule: messenger RNA, 1207 nt
Organism: Cannabis sativa
Lineage: Eukaryota; Viridiplantae; Streptophyta; Magnoliopsida; Rosales; Cannabaceae
Product: glutathione transferase GST 23
Exons: 2
Coding region: 221-898 (225 amino acids)
Biological process (GO): glutathione metabolic process
Cellular component (GO): cytoplasm
Molecular function (GO): glutathione transferase activity
Source: RefSeq, a predicted model, not a curated record